AUGAGUUUCUACAGAACGAUAACCUCUAUCAAUAGACAGCAGCAGCUCAGAGGGUUUUCCACCACCGUGUUCCGUCAAUCACACAUUGGGUCGGCGCCGAUUUACCUCACUCCGGACAUCAGUUGUAAAGUGGAAUCAAUUGACAAUCCUAGAAUUGUCUUGAAAGGACGCAAGUCUAUCACGUUAUCCCAGAACAUCAAGAUCGGGGGGCCAAGAGGGGAACUUGGUUUUAUUGUCCCAGAUUUCGUCAACGUGAACAUCAAUGGCCCAACGGCAGAAAACAACAAUAUUGGCAAGAUUCAAGUAUCCGUCAACAAUACCGACGAUAGAAUCCAGCGGUCCAUGUGGGGAACAGUGUCCGCAACAUUGAGAAACAAUAUCACCGGGGUCACUGAGGGUCAUUUGGCGAUUUUGAAAUUGGUGGGGACCGGUUACAGAGCCACCAUCAUUGAUAGUGUUGCUAACCCUGGUAAAAAACACGUUUCGUUGAAAGUUGGGGCCUCCGACAACCAAGGUUUAGAUGUUCCUGAUGGAUUGACGGUGUCUAGUCCAGUGCCAACCAGAGUGGUGAUUGAAGGGAUCAGCAAGCAACAAGUCAAGUUGUUCGCAGCUAAUUUGAGAAAAUUCCGUCCUCCUGAACCAUAUAAGGGUAAAGGUAUUUUCGUCGAUAAUGAAACUAUCAAGAUCAAGGAUAAGAAGAUCAAAUGA
Molecule: messenger RNA, 708 nt
Organism: Saccharomycopsis crataegensis
Lineage: Eukaryota; Fungi; Ascomycota; Saccharomycetes; Ascoideales; Saccharomycopsidaceae
Gene: MRPL6
Product: mitochondrial 54S ribosomal protein uL6m MRPL6
Exons: 1
Coding region: 1-708 (235 amino acids)
Biological process (GO): translation
Cellular component (GO): mitochondrial large ribosomal subunit; ribosome
Molecular function (GO): rRNA binding; structural constituent of ribosome
Source: RefSeq, a predicted model, not a curated record